Toxotes jaculatrix (banded archerfish) is the source of this 1686-nucleotide messenger RNA. RefSeq names its product rhodopsin kinase GRK1-like. Bases 1 to 1686 code for a protein of 561 amino acids. Gene Ontology annotation, cellular component: cytoplasm. The transcript is spliced from 7 exons. Gene Ontology annotation, molecular function: ATP binding; rhodopsin kinase activity. Lineage: Eukaryota; Metazoa; Chordata; Actinopteri; Toxotidae. The record is from RefSeq and is a predicted model, not a curated record. Gene Ontology annotation, biological process: protein phosphorylation; signal transduction; regulation of signal transduction.
AUGGAUAUUGGAGGACUGACCACAGUGGUAGCAAAUUCUGCUUACAUCAAUGCCCGUGGAAGCAUCGAUGGCUCUAAUGCCUCAGCAGCUCGGGAUAAGAAGUACCAUUCUCGCCUCAAACUGCCUCACAUCACUGUGUGCGAGGGCCUGAGGGAAACCCUGGAUUUGGCCUUUGACUUGGUCUGUGUGGAACAACCUAUUGGCAAACGCCUCUUUAGAGAAUUCUUGGAUGCGAAUAAAGAAUAUCAUGGGGUUUGCCGUUUGUGGAAAGACAUCGAGGACUAUGACCUGGCAGAGGAUUCUGACAGGGCAAAGAAGGCCUCAAAGAUUGUCCUGCGUUACAUGGACCCCUCUGCCAAACACUACUGCCCAUUCCUGUCUGAGGACAUCAUAGCUAAGGUGAAGGAAGGCCAGGAGGCUGUCGGGGAUGAUUUGUUUGCUGCAGCAUUGGCCACAACGUUGGACUAUCUGCGGGAGGCCCCCUACAAUUUCUUCUUGGAGAGCAUGUACCUGAAGAGGUUCCUGCAGUGGAAGUGGCUGGAGAUGCAGCCCAUGGAUGCAGACUGGUUCCUAGACUUCCGUGUGCUGGGGAAAGGUGGGUUUGGGGAGGUGUCGGCCUGUCAGAUGAAAGCCACGGGGAAACUUUAUGCCUGUAAGAAACUCAACAAGAAGAGGUUGAAGAAGAGGAAAGGCUAUGAGGGUGCGAUGGUGGAGAAGAGGAUUCUUGAGAAGGUUCACAGUCGCUUCAUUGUGUCGUUGGCGUACGCCUUCCAGACAAAGGAAGAACUUUGUCUGGUCAUGACCAUCAUGAAUGGAGGAGACCUCAAGUACCACAUCUACCUGGUGGAUGAGAACAACCCGGGCUUUGACGAGCCCAGAGCCUGUUUUUACAUUGCUCAGAUUAUCCAGGGCUUGGAGCACCUCCACCAGAAAAGAAUUAUCUACAGAGAUCUCAAACCAGAAAAUGUGCUGCUAGAUAAUGACGGGAAUGUGCGUAUAUCUGACCUGGGUCUUGCUGUGGAGCUCAAAGAAGGCAAAACAAUGACUAAAGGCUAUGCCGGGACACCAGGGUACAUGUCUCCGGAGAUGCUGAAAGGAGAAAAAUAUGACACUUCGGUCGACUACUUCACUCUGGGGGUGACAUUGUUUGAGUUCAUGGCUGCUAAGAACCCUUUCAGAAACAGAGGGGAGAAAGUUGAACGUGAGGAGAUGAAGGAGCGUGUUCUGACACGGGUGGUGGCCUAUCCAGACAAUGUCAGUGAGCAUGCAAAGUCGCUCUGCGAUGGGCUGCUGGCCAAAGAGGUCGACAAAAGGAUGGGUUUUAAGAACGGAUCCUGUGACGAGAUCAGAGCACACCCAUUCUUUAAUGGUAUCAACUGGAGGAAACUGAAUGCAGGUAUUCUACCUCCUCCUUUUGUCCCUGACCCUAAAGUGGUGUAUGCUAAAAGUCUGGAUGACGUUGGAGCUUUCUCCUCGGUGAAGGGGGUGACCUUGGAGGAUCCUGAUAAGACCUUUUUUGAUGAGUUUUCCUCUGGCAACAUCCCCAUCCCCUGGCAAGAGGAGAUGAUCGAGAUGGGUAUUUAUGGAGAACUCAACCUUUGGGGUCCUGAAGGCAGCAUCCCGAACGACCUCCGCAGGGAGUCCAUACUAGAGCAGCCAAAGUCAUCAACCUGCUGCAUAUCGUAG